This is a messenger RNA of Aspergillus chevalieri, 2883 nucleotides long. RefSeq lists its product as uncharacterized. The transcript has 7 exons. Bases 1 to 2883 code for a protein of 960 amino acids. NCBI's taxonomy places the organism in Eukaryota, Fungi, Ascomycota, Eurotiomycetes, Eurotiales, Aspergillaceae. The record is from RefSeq and is a predicted model, not a curated record.
AUGACGGGUAUGCAACCUAUUCCCACAGAGGUGUCCGAAUGGCGCCUCAGAGUGGCCAACGUCGUUCACGACGUCUUUUCUUCUUUCUUUUCCUCAGAUCGCUUGUCUCGAACAUCUAAAAAUGGUGAGUCUGGCGACGAAACGACGACUCGUGGCUCUCGAGGCCUCGAAACAAGCCGAUGGGCGCCCCAGAAUGCGAAUGCCAGUGCGAACGUCUCGAAGACAAACGCCAGCAGGCCUAAUACAUGUGUGUCCAGUGGAAGGCGUUUGGAAGAUAGUCGCUGGGCGCCAAAACAAGUGGUGCAGCGCAGUCGCCCUGCUGUUCGUGGUUUGGAGGAUAGCAUGUGGGCGUCGAGGGUGGAUACUAAAAAGGGCACAGAGGUAAAGGGAAAGGGCCUUGCCCCCAGUGAAAGUCCUGCACACCACUCUUCCUCUCUUCCCUUCACUUCCUUCACUUCCUUCACUUUUGAUCCCUCUUCACUUUCAUCCACCAAACCUCAGCCUCUUUCUUCUCAUUCUCUACUUUCAUCUCCAUCUUCCUCAUCUUCUCGAGUCUACUCAAACGAUACUCGUAUUUCUUCAAAUACCAUUACCCCUCAUACUUCGCCAAAUAAACCCGUCAUUAUGUUUCGCCCCGCGAACGUGGACGACACUGCUGGAUUCAUGGCAGCUGCUCGUGCUCGGAACCAAAGCAGCCAGGUAACCACGUCUGCUGUCGUUCAAAAGGCGUCUAGCGACCAAGAAAUUCGUCCUGAACCUUCUACUUCUUUCAUUGGCAAUCCUAUUGCUCCUGAGUUUGUGCCCUUGUUGCCCAGCUCGCUCGCUGGUAACCACGGUGGUAGCCAGGGCGACGCGUGGACUCCUGCUCCCAAGAAAGUUCCUGGUAGGAAGGGAACUUUCUCUCCUGUUGGCAGUCCUACUGCGCCUGAAUUUGUGCCUUCGUCUUCCAGCUCGCUUGCUGGUAAUGUUGCUGGUAGCCAGAACGGUCUCUCUCCCACUGGCUCUAAGAUCUCCAGCUUCGUUGGCAACCCUUCAGCAGAAGAGUUUGUUCCUUCUAAGCCCAGCUCCUUGGUUGGUAAUCCUGUGGUCGAAGAUGCGCUCUCUGUGUCUGUUUCAAAAAAAGGAAACAAUACUGCCGACCGUGUCUCCCAGGAGGACUGUGGACCUGAUAGCUUCGGUUCCAAGCCUCAGCUUGCCAUCCCUAUGGCUGCGCCUUCGAAAGAACCGGCAACUGUCAUCAGCAUGGAUGAUACUGCUGGGUUCAUGGCUGCUGUGCGCGCCUUGAACCAGUCACGUAAUGUCUCUACCGUUAGCUGCACCACUGCUGUCGAGCAGAACCCCGAUUUGAUGAACGUGGUGGACGAUAACUCGGAGCCGAAACAACCUACUGAACUCCCUGUCGUAUCUCCUGCCAGGCACCUUUUUACCCCAUCUCCAUCCAAGGCCGAGAGGGAGCCCAUUGUGGGAUUCACCACUCUUGACACUGAGGUCUCGGCCCAAAGUAUCCAACCGUCUAAUGAGCCUCCUAAUUUUGAGGAACGUCCUAGUACUUCGUUCGAAACUAUCAACGCGGACGAUACCGCGCCGAUUGUGGUGCCUCCUUCCAUCGAGGGAUAUCCUGCUACGCCUUCAUCCGAGAAGCCCGCCAAUGUGGAUGACACCGCAGCAUUCAUGGCUGCUGCCCGUCGCCUAAGACGUACCCCGGCAGGUGACACCGGCGAAUCCACGGGUACUGCUCUAGAUGCGGUUAAAUCGCAAGCUAACUGGCUGAACAGCCUGUCUCCUGUGAAAGAAGACCUGAGAUCUCUUGAUGUUUACAAUGUGCCUCAACUUAUGAUUCCCGUUCAGAGCCUGAAGCGCGCAGAAAUCGGUCACCCCAGCAUGUCUCCUACCGAACACUUUGUUUCCGCGGCUUCUUCUCCAGCGGUGAAGACCAAUAAUGAUUUGAAUGGAUCUGCGAACUCGUACACUGUCACUGUUUCGAAGCAGGAGCCUGCUGUGAAUGGAUUCUCAGCUGCCUCUAAUGGCAUCGAUACCGCCAGAUCUUUGUCUACUACUGAUAAUUCCAACAACCCCGAGCCUGAAGCGCCAAAGGAAAAAAUUGCUAUUAGCGUGAAUGAUACGGCUGGUUUUCUUGCGGCUGUUCGUGCUCUGAAAGAGAGAAACCGGUCUCCUAGCAUCUCCUAUACUAACGCAGCUCCCCAUGAGAGAAGGCCUUCGAAUGAAUACUGUUCUGCAACUCGUGCUCAUCCGAGCAUCACCGCUGUCGAAGACGAGGAUCGCGAGAACCUGAUCACUUUCAAGUCGUGGGGUACCCCUGCUCCUCGAGACAAGCCUCCUUCACAAGUGAGACGCAUCAUCCUCACCGGAUUGCCUCCUAGCUGGGCUAUCCCCACCAAGGUGCUGUCUCUGAUACAUGGUGGUGCUAUCGAGAAGGUCAACAUCGAUUCGUUCGGAAAUGCUUAUGUUUACUUCUGCGACCAUGAAGCCUGCAAGGCGUUCUACGAAAAGUACCCGAACGGUAUCGGCCUUGGCCAGAGUAAUGUCUACGUCGAGAUCGGCCAGGAGGUUGACGUCGUCAGCUCUCAGUUGACCUUGAGCCGCUCCAUUGGUGCCACUCGUGUUGUCCGGGCCGUGGGUGUUGACCUGAAGGUCACGAUGGACCAGCUUCACCAAAUUGCCACCGGCAGCAAUCGUAAGAUCGAGAAGAUCACGGACAACUACGUUCCUGGCGAGGCUCGUACAGUGAAUUUCCGUUUCUGCAGCAUCGACGACGCGAAUAAAUUCCGUGCGAUGCUCGUUCGUGAUGUUGAGUGGGAGCACUGCAACAUCCAAUAUGGGAAGGAUCCUUGCGAGCUCGCCUCUGGCUUUCAUAUGGAUUGA